Molecule: messenger RNA, 4044 nt
Organism: Temnothorax curvispinosus
Lineage: Eukaryota; Metazoa; Arthropoda; Insecta; Hymenoptera; Formicidae
Exons: 1
Coding region: 1-4044 (1347 amino acids)
Biological process (GO): proteolysis; DNA integration
Molecular function (GO): nucleic acid binding; aspartic-type endopeptidase activity
Source: RefSeq, a predicted model, not a curated record
AUGACAGACGCAACGCCAAAGACAGUCGUAGGAACCGUGGGAUCGGUUUCCGAGUUCGUACCAGGUUCGGCAGAUUCGUGGGAAGUAUACCGUGAACAACUAGGAUUUUAUUUUGAGGCGAACGACAUUACUUCAGAAAACAAGAAAAAAGCAGUUUUUUAUUCAGCAUGCGGCAAGGUAACGUACGCCACACUGCGGUCACUGGCUACCCCUAGAAAACCGAGCGAAUUGACGUUCAACGAGGCCGUCACACUGUUGUCCGAACAUUUUAAUCCACGGCCCAGUAAGUUUGUUCAAAGAUUCAAAUUUAAUCGCCGUGAUCAGCUACCAAAUGAGACGUUGGCCGACUAUUUAGCGGAGCUCAGGAGGUUGAGCGAACAUUGCGAGUUCACGGAUUUAGAAGAAAUGUUAUUGGAUAGAUUGAUUUGCGGAAUGAGAGAUGAGCGACUCCAACGAAGGCUGUUGGCUGACGCUGACCUGACGUUCAAAAAAGUCAAAGAUGCAGCGUUGGCAGACGAGUCAGCGAACAAGAACAUUUCGGAAUUGAAAGCAAAUUAUAACACUGGACAGCAGGUGGAAAGCACAAUAAAUAAGCAACAGGAAAGCAAAAAACGACCGUGUUUCAGAUGCAACGGGAGUCACCUUCCUGAAACUUGUACACACAUUCAGACGGAGUGCAGAUACUGCAAAAAAAUUGGUCACGUCGAAGGAGCUUGUUUCAAGAAAAAAAAAGAUGGAAAGAAAGACUCGUCCAACCAAAGCGAAGGACAAAAGAAGAAAGAGACAUCAAAAUGCCAUCGUACAGAAGAAGAUGAUGAGGAAAGCAGUUCGGUCAGCUAUCUAUUUAACGUAUCUACACGUGAAACUACCGAUAAACGAACAGCAUCGAUAGUGAUUGAAGGAUUUCCGGUAGAAAUGGAGAUCGAUUCAGGAGCCGGACACACUAUCAUAGGUCGAGAAACGUUUAACAGGAUAUGGCCUGCCGGUAAGAAGCUGGAAAGUUCUAAAGUAAUCCUCCGAACUUGGUCGAAACAACAACUUGAAACUUUGGGGGAGUGCGAUGUCGAAGUACAGUUCCGAGGUAUCAAAUCACAGUUGCGACUGAUUAUCAUGGCGAACAACGGACCAAAUCUUCUCGGGCGAGACUGGUUUGGAACACUGGGGAUCUCGGUAAGCGGAACACAUUGGGUACAAGAGGAGGCUCUGCCACCGGCGUUGGAGCGAUACAAAGAAGUUUUUCGGCAAGAAUUGGGACGCUAUAGAGGAGCGCCCAUCAAGAUCGUAUUAGACGAGGGAGCAAGACCAAUUUUCAGGCGACAUCGUGCGGUUCCGCUGGCUCUGCAAGCGAAAGUUGAAGCGGAAUUAACACGAAUGGUAAAGGAAGACGUAUUAGAACAGGUAAAUCAAUCCGAUUGGGCAACACCCAUCGUUCCGGUGCUGAAGCGGAACGGAGACAUCCGUAUCUGCGGCGACUACAAGGGCACGGUGAAUACCGUGAUAAAAACAGAUGUCUAUCCUCUACCGACUAUAACAGAAGGUCUAGCGGUAUUGGCUGGAGGAAAAGUCUUCACCAAACUUGAUUUAGACCGGGCAUAUACGCAAGUACGUGUGGAUGAGGAGUCGUCGAAGGUUCUAACACUGAACACCACCAAGGGCUUGUUUCGGGUCAAAAGGCUUCCGUUCGGAAUUUCGUCAGCUCCUGCAUGUUUCCAAAGACUUAUGGAAACCAUCCUCGGAGGACUGGAGGGAAUCAUCGUUUAUUUAGACGACAUCCUAAUCACGGGUCGGUCGGUAGACGAACACUGGCAAAGAGUACAAGAAGUUUUGAAGCGCUUCGAAGAGGUAGGGUUGCGCAUUAAUAGAAACAAGUGCGCAUUUGCAAGACACUCUGUCGAAUUCCUGGGGUUCAGAAUUGACGCCGAGGGAGUGCACCCUACGGACGAGAAGGUUCGAGCAAUAAAAGAGGCGGCACCGCCGAGAAAUAGAACGGAACUAGAGUCGUUUUUGGGUUUGAUGAAUUUUUAUGAGCGAUUUAUGCCGAAUAAAGCGUCGGUCGCAGGACCUCUCUACGAACUACUGUCGAAGAAGGCGGCCUGGGUGUGGGGUUCAAGACAAGAACAAGCUUUUCAGCAGUCUAAGGAGCUGCUAACGACGGACAGGGUGCUGACACAUUACGAUCAAACAUUGCCUCUAUUGUUAGCGUGCGAUGCGUCACCUUACGGCGUGGGAGCAGUGCUGUCUCACAAGCUACCAGAUGGAUCGGAGGCACCAAUUGCGUUUGGCUCAAGAACUCUGCAGACCAGCGAGAAAAACUACGCGCAAAUUGACAAGGAGGCUCUGGCUAUAAUGUUUGGACUCAAAAAAUUCCACAGAUUUAUUUGGGGACGUCCUGUAACCAUCCUGACAGACCACAAGCCGCUGUUAGGGUUGCUAAAACAAGGUAAAGCUAUGCCAGAAACAUUAUCGCCACGGAUGCUCAGAUGGAAUCUGAUGUUAGGCAGCUACAACUUCGUGUUAAACUACAGGCCAGGAAAAAAACAUGCGAACGCGGAUGCAUGCAGCAGAUUGCCAUUACCAGGCGAGGAGAGAAUUUUCCCGGAACCAGCAGACGUGCUGCUCCUAGAAGAAGCGCCGACAGGAUCACCAUUAACCGCGGAAAACAUCGAACAGGCGACGUCAAACGAUCAGGUGCUGGCAAGAGUCCGAAGAGCAGUCCUUCACGGAACUAUCGAAGAACUUCCAAAUGAACCGGACUACAUACCGUGGAAGCAUCGUAACGGAACUCUAUCGGUAUUGCGAGGCUGUCUGCUGUGGGGUAGCCGCGUGAUCGUUCCAAAAGUUUUACGAGCUGCAGUUCUAGGGCUUCUUCAUAAGGUACACCAAGGGAUAAAUCGAACAAAGGCUAUCGCUCGCAGCUAUGUCUGGUGGCCGGCGUUGGAUAAAGACAUCGAAGAAAUGAUCGGUAACUGUGUAGAGUGUGUACAGACGAGGAAAGAACCCCGAAAAGCGGAGCCGAUGAGCUGGGCACCGCCUGGGAAACCCUGGUCACGCAUUCACGUCGAUUUUGCGGGGCCCACGAUGGGACAUACUUUUUUAGUCAUGGUCGACGCGCAUACGAAAUGGCCGGAGGUCAAAGAAACUGGAGGUUCAAUGUCAGCGGACACCGUGAUAAAAGGUUUCAGAGAAGCGUUCGCAACUCACGGUAUUCCAGACGUAGUCGUAUCGGACAACGGUACCGGUUUUGUGGCAACCGAGGUAAAAGAGUAUCUUCAGAGGCAUGGGAUAAAAUUCAUCCAAACAGCACCGUACCAUCCCGCAUCAAAUGGACUAGCGGAAAGAAUGGUUCAAACACUGAAACACCAGCUGAAGAAAAUACCUGCUCGAGAGUGGCAAGUAGGAUUGGCAAACAUCUUGUUGGCACUAAGAUCGACACCGUGUGCUACAACGGGGAAAUCACCGGCGGAGCUGCUAAUGGGGAGACGACUGCGUACACUCUUGGACAAAUUCCACCCCGAAACGAGCCAAAACUGCGAAGGGAAAGGAGAGGAAAAACCCUUGCUGCAGAACAGGAAAUUCUCAGUAUCUGAUGACGUAUUAUAUCGAAACUUUGGCAGAGGCCCUAAAUGGGAGUCUGGGAAGAUUGAAGAAAUCAAUGGCUCACGAAACUUCACAAUCAAAACGCCAGACGGUGACCAAAAGAAACGUCACUUAGAUCAGAUCAUCAGGAAACCGGUCGUAACCACCACCGUCGAGUCGAUACCGGAGUCUACAGUACGAUCGCCGAUGAGUCAUUUGAACACUCAGACCAGAAACACACCACCAGUCUCCGAGCUGGCGAAUUCGGGUAAUGAAGAACUACGUGAAGAAGAUCACCAGGUGUGGUCUUCACGGCAAGCUCAUGCAGAGGCCUUGGGCGUGGCAAUUGAAGAUGAAAAUCUGUCAGAAAUAACAGAAAAGCAGCUGGAAAAUAAUUACGAAAAGCAGACACAAAAACCUCGCCGUUCGGGCCGUAUCCGUAGGCCCGUGAAUCGUCUCAACUUGUAA